AUGGACCUGGACUAUGCCGAGGGGACACCGCCGCCCGCCGAUGUCGAGGAGCUCUACUCAAGUUGGGCACUUCUCAUCUUGACAGUUCUUUUGAUUGGCGCCAUGUGGACAUCCUACUAUCUUCAGGUCCGCAAGAUCACUGCCAUCCAUGAGACCGUGAUCUCUAUUAUGACCGGGAUGGUCGUUGGAUUUAUCAUUCGCAUUGCGCCAGGACGUAUGGUUCAGGACAUGGUCACCUUCAAACACACAUAUUUCUUCAACCUGCUGCUACCACCCAUCAUUCUGAAUUCUGGAUACGAGAUGAAGCAGGCUCGCUUCUUCCGCAACCUGGGCAGUAUCUUGACCUUUGCCUUUGUAGGCACAUUCAUCUCUGCCCUGGUGGUUGGAAUUCUGGUCUACCUACUUUCAUUGACAGGACUUGAGUCACUUCAGCUCAGCUUCUUGGAUUCGAUGAUCUUUGGCUCGGUUUUGUCCGCAACAGAUCCAGUGACGAUCCUCGCCAUCUUCAAUCAGCUCAAGGUCGACCCGAAGUUAUAUUCUGUAAUCUUCGGCGAGAGCAUCCUCAAUGAUGCUGUGUCGAUUGUCAUGUUCGAAACGCUGAAAAAAUACCGAGGAGAGGACUUUCAUCUCGGCAAUGUGCUUCACGGAGCAUCGACCUUCUUUUUCGUGUUCUCUGUCUCGCUGAUGAUCGGAGCUAUAAUCGGAUUGAUCGCCGCCCUGGCGCUGAAACGGACCAACAUUCAUCUCUACCCUGGUCUCGAGUCGUGUUUGAUUGCUCUCAUGGCCUAUGCCUCAUACUUUUUCUCAAACAGCGUUCAUCUCUCUGGCAUCGUCUCGCUGCUGUUUUGCGGUAUUACGCUUAAGCACUACGCUUACGAAAGCAUGUCCCUUCGGUCCAAGAAGACAACAAAGUCCCUAUUCCAAGUGCUGGCGCAACUGUCAGAGAACUUCAUCUUCAUCUACUUGGGACUGACGCUGUUCACAGAGACCGAUUUGGAUUACAAGCCUUUGUUCAUCCUCUUCACCUUCGUGUUCAUUUGCAUCUCAAGGUACUCGGCGGUAUUCCCGCUAUCGUCCUUAAUCAACAUGGUAUCGGUGUAUGUUCUCAAGAGAUCAGACACGCUCUCGCGACCCCAUCAGGUCAUGCUCUUCUGGGCCGGACUCCGCGGAGCCGUUGCAUUUGCAUUGGCGGCCAGUCUGGAUGGCGUGAAUGAAGCAGCGGCAUUGAAGACGACUAUUCUGGUCGUGGUCGUGUUGUCAGUGAUUGUUUUUGGAGGAACAACUGCGAGGAUGCUUGCCAUCCUUGGCGUCAAAAUCGGCUGUGUUGACUCGGAGGGCGAGAGCGAGGACGAUGAGGGAUAUGAGGAGUAUGAUCGCGACAGGGAGAUGUAUUUGACAGAGGAUAUCUAUGGUCGUGGAACAGACAACCAGGCACUCUACCAGCAGACCUCUUACUCAAAUUCGGAACUGUCACUUCAAUCACGGCCCUCGGAUGAAGACUAUGUGGGGUCGGCAGGGUCUGGAUCAGGAUCAUCCACAGAGUCCCGCGGUCAUCGCGAUAACACAAUUUUGCCAUUACCGGUGGCGUCUGCGAACCACCCAGAUGAUACGCAUUGGUUCCUCUCAUUUGACGACAGAUAUCUGAAGCCGCUCUUUUCACGGUCAAGGCAAUGGAAUCGAAGCAGGCGUCGAUUCUCGGGUCCGACGAUUCAGCAGCAAAGAAACCGUGCGCGCUCAGCGUUUGUACACCGUGGACCAUCGUCCGGCAUGACGACCGCUACGAACUCGACCGGUCAAUUUGGUGGACGACACUCUCGAUUUUCGUCCGCCAAUGGUGAAUCACGUACAGUAGGAAGCUAUCUGUCGAGCCAUGGCAGUAGCAGCAACCUGGCAGCUUAUGCCAAUGGAGCGAGUAACGCUAACAGCCGGAAGUCUUCUGGGGAGACCGGAUCGAUGACAUUAGGAGAUGAACUGGGCAUGAAUCAUGUUCGACGGGAGCUGGAUAGGCGAGCAGCAGCGACACAAGCAGCGACGAGUUUGAACACUCAGGGAUCUGGCAUUCAUGACAUCUGA
Gamsiella multidivaricata is the source of this 2073-nucleotide messenger RNA. RefSeq names its product Sodium/hydrogen exchanger family-domain-containing protein. Gene Ontology annotation, cellular component: fungal-type vacuole membrane; late endosome; early endosome. The record is from RefSeq and is a predicted model, not a curated record. The transcript has 6 exons. Gene Ontology annotation, molecular function: sodium:proton antiporter activity. Bases 1 to 2073 code for a protein of 690 amino acids. NCBI's taxonomy places the organism in Eukaryota, Fungi, Mortierellomycota, Mortierellomycetes, Mortierellales, Mortierellaceae. Gene Ontology annotation, biological process: sodium ion transport; proton transmembrane transport; vacuolar acidification.